Messenger RNA from Schistocerca serialis cubense, 1260 nucleotides. RefSeq names its product facilitated trehalose transporter Tret1-like. The record is from RefSeq and is a predicted model, not a curated record. Lineage: Eukaryota; Metazoa; Arthropoda; Insecta; Orthoptera; Acrididae. Gene Ontology annotation, cellular component: membrane. The transcript has 5 exons. Gene Ontology annotation, molecular function: transmembrane transporter activity. Gene Ontology annotation, biological process: transmembrane transport. The coding region runs from base 1 to 1260 and encodes 419 amino acids.
AUGAAGAAGGGCAGCAGGCGGAUGCAGUACCUGGCCACCUUGUCGGAGACGCUGGUGUACGCCAGCGCAGGCACCGUGAUGGGCUGGGCGUCGCCGAUGACGCAGCGCCUGGAGAAUGACGGCUACGUCAACGCGGACGAGGUGUCGUGGCUGGCGUCGGUGAACAACCUAGCUAUCAUCGCGGGCAGUCUGGCAGUGUCGCUGAUGGUGGACUCUCCGCUGGGCCGCAAGUGGUCCCUGAUGGCGGCGGGCGUGCCGCUGGCCGUGCAGUGGCUCAUGCUGGGCCUGAGUUCCAACCCCGGCGUGCUCAUCGCGGCGCGCUUCGUCGCCGGCCUGGGCGUGGGCGUCGCCACCUCCGUGGGCCCCAUGUACCUCGCGGAGGUCGCAGAACCGGCCGUGCGCGGACUCUUCACUACGCUGCUGCAGGUGGUGCAAAACAUGGGCAUCCUGUACAUGUACGCCUUGGGGCCUUACGUCUCGUACGGGGGGAUAUCUGGUGCCUGCGUGGUGUUGCCGUUGCUGUUCAUGAUCACCUUCUGUUGGAUGCCCGAAACCCCGUAUCACCUUCUCUCCAGAGGUCGCCGCGAGGACGCCGUUAAGUCCCUUCUGAGGAUCAGGGGCAAGACCGACCCCGAUGGGAUUCAGGAGGAGCUGGAGUCGAUGGAGCGCGCCGUAUCGGAGCAGCUGCGUCAGCGCCGGAACCCCCUGGAGGAGCUGCGCGAACUACUGAGACGCGCGCGCCACCUGCGCGGGUUGCUCGUCGCCGGCGGGCUGUUCUUCUUCCAGAUCGCCAGCGGUAUGGUCAGCGUCUCCUCGUACGCCACCGCCAUCUUCGACAGCGUCGACGCCGGCCUCGACCCCAACGUGUCGGUGAUGCUGCUGGCCGUCGUGCAGAUCGUCGUCAACCUGGCCGCCUCGCUCGUGUUCUACUCGUUCGGGGCUGGCCCGCUGCCGUGGAUGACGCUGGGCGAGGUGUUCGCGCCCGAGGUGAAGGGCGUCGCCAUCUCGCUGGUGGGUGUCUUCGUGGGGCUCUUGGUGUUCCUGUUCGUGAAGGUGUUCCCCCUGGCGGCCGCCGCGCUGGGCGACCACGUCGUCUUCUGGGCGGAGGCCGCGUUCGCCGCCUUGGGGGCCGUCUUUGUCUUGGUCGUCGUGCCCGAAACCAAGGGCAAGUCGCUGCUGCAAAUCACGCAGGAGAUGGACCACAGCUCUUCCCAGCAUCCGCCCGCGGCGAGCGACACCUCGAGCACAGAUCUGAAAUGA